Messenger RNA from Saccostrea echinata, 444 nucleotides. RefSeq lists its product as uncharacterized. The record is from RefSeq and is a predicted model, not a curated record. The transcript is spliced from 3 exons. Bases 1 to 444 code for a protein of 147 amino acids. NCBI's taxonomy places the organism in Eukaryota, Metazoa, Mollusca, Bivalvia, Ostreida, Ostreidae.
AUGGGAGAGGAUCCGGUCCUAAAAGAAGAUGUUGAGGGUUUUGAUGGCAUGCUCCUGGAGGCAUUACAGCAGCAGAACCAGACAGAAGAGCACUGUGAAUCAAAUGUCACAAUGGCAGAACCAGAACCCAUUCAAAAUCCUGUUUCAUCUAAAGAGACCCCAAAAGAAGAAAAAUCUAGAUUCAAAUGCCUUUCAGAAAAAGAUUUACAAAAAAUAGAGAGAAACCAGUACUCAGAAGCCACUAAAAGGAACACAAAAUGGGGAAUUGGUGUCUUUAAUGUUCGGUGUCUGGAGCGACUUAAGGAAACACAUGACCUAGAGGUUGAUGAUGCAAGGACCCUUAAUGAAAGCUUAAGGAAGUUUGACGCAGAGGCCCAACCAAAAAAUAUCAUAAAUCGAUCGAAAAGUAGUGAGGAACAGGCACAAGAAUAUCACAAAAAUUGA